GUUUUGACAUUGACACACCAGAUGACUUCGGCAGGACUUGUCUUCAUGCAGCUGCAGCUGGAGGGAAUUUGGAGUGCCUAAAUCUUCUGCUAAAUACUGGUGCAGACUUCAACAAAAAGGACAGAUUUGGAAGAACUCCACUCCAUUAUGCUGCUGCCAAUUGUAAUUAUCAGUGCCUGUUUGCCCUUGUGGGAUCUGGAGCUAGUGUGAAUGACCUUGAUGAGAGGGGUUGUACACCUCUGCACUAUGCAGCUGCAUCAGACACAGAUGGGAAGUGCCUGGAAUACUUGCUAAGAAAUGAUGCCAAUCCGGGGAUCCGAGACAAACAAGGAUACAAUGCAGUUCAUUAUUCAGCGGCUUAUGGUCAUCGCUUGUGUCUUGAAUUGAUUGCAAGCGAAACACCUCUAGAUGUUCUAAUGGAAACAUCAGGUACUGACAUGCUGAAUGAUUCAGACAACAGAGCACCUAUAAGUCCACUGCAUUUAGCUGCCUAUCAUGGCCACCAUCAAGCUCUGGAAGUGCUGGUACAGUCACUGCUGGACCUUGAUGUGAGGAAUAACAAUGGAAGGACACCACUGGAUCUUGCUGCCUUUAAGGGACAUGUGGAAUGUGUAGAUGUGCUCAUUAAUCAGGGAGCAUCCAUCUUGGUGAAAGAUUAUGUUGUAAAGAGAACUCCAAUACAUGCUGCAGCUACAAAUGGUCAUUCAGAAUGUUUGCGGCUAUUGAUAGGAAAUGCAGAACCACAGAAUGCAGUGGACAUUCAAGAUGGAAAUGGACAGACUCCUCUGAUGAUGUCAGUUCUCAACGGGCACACGGACUGCGUUUAUUCACUCCUUAACAAAGGAGCAAAUGUAGAUGCCAAAGAUAAGUGGGGAAGGACAGCAUUGCAUAGAGGGGCAGUUACUGGGCAUGAGGAAUGUGUGGAAGCAUUGCUUCAACAUGGUGCUAAGUCCUUACUACGAGACUGUAGGGGACGAACCCCUAUACACUUGUCAGCUGCCUGUGGCCAUAUAGGUGUUCUGGGAGCUCUCCUGCAGUCAGCUACAUCAGUGGAUGCAGUACCUGCAAUAGCAGACAAUCAUGGCUACACAUCACUGCACUGGGCCUGCUAUAAUGGUCAUGACAGUUGUGUAGAGCUGCUUCUGGAACAGGAAAUUUUUCAAAAAAUGGAAGGAAAUUCUUUCAGUCCCUUGCAUUGUGCUGUGAUAAAUGACAAUGAAGGUGCUGCAGAAAUGUUAAUUGACACAUUAGGUGCUGGUAUUGUAAAUUCAACAGAUUCGAAAGGAAGAACUCCUCUGCAUGCAGCAGCUUUUACAGAUCACGUUGAGUGUCUACAGCUUCUGCUUGGUCACAGUGCUCAAGUAAAUGCUGUAGAUUCUUCUGGGAAAACACCUUUAAUGAUGGCUGCAGAAAAUGGACAGACGAAUACAGUUGAGGUGCUGGUUAGCAGUGCUAAGGCUGAUCUGACUUUGCAAGACAGUUCUAAGAACACAGCACUCCAUUUGGCUUGCAGCAAGGGUCAUGAAACUAGUGCCUUGUUAAUACUGGAGAAGAUUACGGAUAGAAACCUCAUCAAUGCCACCAAUGCAGCCUUGCAAACACCUCUGCAUGUUGCUGCUCGAAAUGGACUAACGGUUGUUGUUCAAGAGCUUUUAGGGAAGGGAGCAAGUGUACUUGCUGUAGAUGAAAAUGGUUACACACCGGCUUUGGCCUGCGCACCCAAUAAGGAUGUGGCCGAUUGCCUGGCUCUCAUUCUGGCCACCAUGAUGCCUGUUUCAUCAAGCAGCACAUUACCUGCACUUACCUUCAAUGCCAUUAAUCAUUACACCAACACCUCAAAAACUGUCACCUUUGAUUCCUUGCCAAUCAUGAGGAGUGACCACAGCUCUUACUGUACUUUCAACAACAUUGGCAGGGAAGGUGGCUAUCCAUAUACAGAAGACGACGAGCUCAAUGACUCAGAUUCUGAGACAUACUAGAAGCUACUUUUUGUAGGUCUGAGGAGUGAACCCUCACGCUGGAAGGUCAGACUUGUGCUGUUGGAAAGCUGGUGGUGUUUGAAUAUAGAAAGAGGACAGACCUUUGAGAAGAUGUUUUUAUUGUGGUUGCAUAAAAAAAAAAAUCUGUGAGACUCUAGGAAGAUUUUUAAGAGCAUAUUUUGCAGAAGAAGCAUGAAUUCUUGAAUAAGUACUUGGAAUCCAUGGCAAAAAAAAAAAAAAAGAAUGUCAAAACUGUUUUAUUUAACGGUAUUAAUACCAUUCUGUUUCUGGUGCCGGGAGUAAUUCCUGCAGACUGGGCACCCGACUUGAUGUAAAUGAACAACACUAUUGUUCAACACAAAGGAUGCUAGAUUUAAAUAUUCUCAAUAAAACUAAAACCAUUUUGAAGGCAAUAAAUGAGUUUGGUACAGUAGGCAUUGUUUGUGCUGCAAAUUGCCAAAGGACCAAAUAACUUAAAGAUUUUUUUAAUUAAAUAAAUUUUUGUGAAAACUGGAAUAGGUUAUUUGAGAAGUUGUAACUCAAAUUUGGUUAAUUGAGUAAUUAACCAAACGUUAAUUACUUCUGAAAAAGAAGCUUAGAUUUGGGUUUAAAUGUUGAAUUUUAUUUUUUUUAAUUCUCUGAAAGCCUUCCGACACUAUUAAAUGUACCAUGAAAGAAAGCAGAUGUACUUUUAAGUUUUAUUUUCUUUUUCGUUUAGAUGAAAUGAAAAUGAUCUUGUCAUACUUUUAUAAUACUGAAGUUAAACCAGCUAACAAGGUGAAGUCAGGGUGAAAAAUGUACAGUGUAAUAAACAAGGGAAGGGGUGGGAGAUGUGGGAGGGAAGCAGUAAUUGUUGCACAGUUUUAGGGAUUUUUUAACUUGGGUUUUGGAUUGAGAUUUUUCUUAAUUUAAAAAUACACGAGUAACUUGGAAACUAUGAAAAUGCGUAAAAUGAAUUGAAAUGUCUCGAUAACCCUGUUGUGAUUGAGAGUUCUUUUCAAUAAUUUAUCCACUUCCUUACAUCAUAAAUUUGUAUGUAAGAUUAAAAUUGUAUAUCCCUAUCACCUUUUUUUUUUUUUUUUAAUCCCGGAGUUACAAAGUGGGGGGGGAGGUGAAUUUAAAAGUAUAUUUCCCUAUUAGAGAAAAAAGUACAGUGUCUGGUCUGUGGGAAGAGCUGUGUAUCUUUGUUGUGCUCCAUUUAGAAAAUAAACAGCAGAAACAGGUCCCUGUAACGUAGUUCAGACUUGCCCAAAUAUUUUUUUUAAUUUAUAACAGACUACUCUGGUUUUUUUUUAAUUGCCUGAAGAAUGAAAAACUGACAUAAGUAAGCUGAAGUUUUGUCUGUUAAAUAUGAAUAUUUACUUUAUUUGGCUCUGCUUUAACUAUAACUGUUACUUUUCAAGUGAAUUUGUUUAUGUACAUGCAAGGAAUCCUUGCAUGUCCUGGCAAAGUACAAAUAAAUUACUACAAACCGAUUCCAAUUUCAUUUUUAUCCUUUUUUUUUUGUAUUGUGAAACUGGAAACGUUUGUAAAUUACAGCUGCUUUUCUGAACAUAGUGUGGAAACACGGGACAAUAUUUUGAUCUAUUUGAUAAUUUUGUGGGGUUUUUGAAAAAUUAAUGAGCAUGUACAUAGAAAUAGUGGCUGCUUGAAUACUGUAUUUACCUGCACUCUUUCAGUACUUCAAGAAUCCUGUAUAUUUUACGGAGUAUAAUAAAAUGCAAAUUUGAGUUCUA
Molecule: messenger RNA, 3715 nt
Organism: Lepidothrix coronata (blue-crowned manakin)
Lineage: Eukaryota; Metazoa; Chordata; Aves; Passeriformes; Pipridae
Product: serine/threonine-protein phosphatase 6 regulatory ankyrin repeat subunit A
Exons: 17
Cellular component (GO): cytoplasm
Molecular function (GO): protein binding
Source: RefSeq, a predicted model, not a curated record